Messenger RNA from Plutella xylostella (diamondback moth), 4208 nucleotides. RefSeq names its product acetyl coenzyme A synthase (gene AcCoAS). The record is from RefSeq and is a predicted model, not a curated record. Gene Ontology annotation, molecular function: acetyl-CoA synthetase activity; AMP binding. NCBI's taxonomy places the organism in Eukaryota, Metazoa, Arthropoda, Insecta, Lepidoptera, Plutellidae.
UAUGAACUGUCAGUGCGUUUCUGUGUUUGGGCGGGGGUGCACGUUUCUGCGCGCCACUAAAUUACGAUGUCGCGUCUUUACCAACCUUCCGAUUAUGUCGUGUCUAAAUCCCGCUUGCCAUCUUUCGAGCAAUACAAGGAGAUGCACAAACGAUCCUUGGAGGACCCCGAGGCAUUCUGGUCUGAAAUAGCCAAAGAAUUCUACUGGCAGACUCCAGCAGAGCCCGGGAACUUUGUGUCAUACAACUUUGAUAUAAAUAAGGGUAAAGUGUUUACUAAAUGGUUGGACGGUGCCGUGACCAACGUCUGCUUUAAUUUGCUGGACCGGAACGUGAGGAAUGGCCACGGGGAUAAGAUCGCCUAUUACUGGGAAGGCAACCACCCGGAUGACUACAGCCGCAUCACGUACCGCAAGCUCAAGGACCUGGUGUGCCAGUGCGCCAACGGGCUGCGCGAGCGCGGGGUCACCAAGGGCGACCGCGUCUCCAUCUACAUGCCCAUGAUCCUGGAGACAGUGGUCGUCAUGCUGGCCUGCUCCAGGAUCGGGGCCGUGCACUCCGUUGUGUUCGCAGGCUUCUCCUCCGACUCGCUCGCCGAGCGCAUGUCGGACUGCAAGGCCAAGAUGCUGGUCACCGCGGACGGCGCCUGGCGCGGGGAGAAGCUGCUCAUGCUGAAGAAGAUCUGCGACGAGGCCAUAGACAAGGCGGAGAAGAAACACGGCCACAAGGUGGAGACGUGCCUCGUCGUCAAACACGUAGACCGAGUCACGCCGUGCGGACAGCUACAGGAAUAUACGACGUGGAACGACGAGCGCGACGUAUGGUGGCAGGAGCUGAUCGACGAGCAGUCCACCAUCUGCUCCCCCGAGUGGAUGGCGGCCGAGGACCCGCUCUUCAUGCUUUACACCAGCGGUUCCACCGGCAAGCCUAAAGGCGUGUUACACACUACGGCCGGCUACCUCCUCUACGCGACGACGACGUUCCGCUACGUGUUCGACUACCAGGACAAGGACGUGUACUGGUGCACCGCGGACGUGGGCUGGAUCACCGGGCACACGUACGUUGUGUACGCGCCGCUGGCUAACGCUGCCACUUCUGUCUUGUUCGAAGGCACCCCGUUCUACCCCGAGAAUGACCGGUACUGGUCUCUCAUAGACAAGUACAAGGUGUCUCAGUUCUACACGGCGCCCACCGCCCUCCGGUCACUCAUGAAGUUCGGAGACGAAUACGUUAAAAGACACAGCCUGCAAUCCCUGCGCGUGCUCGGCAGCGUCGGCGAGCCUAUAAACCCGGAGGCGUGGCUCUGGUACCGCCAGCUGGUGGGCGGCGGGCGCUGCUCCGUGGCCGACACGUUCUGGCAGACGGAGACCGGCGGCCACGUGCUCACGUCGCUGCCCGGCGCCACGCCCAUGAAGCCCGGCGCUGCGGGCUUCCCCUUCUUCGGCGUCGAACCCGCCCUACUAGACGAGGGCGGGCAACUCAUAUCGGGCGAAGGCGAGGGCUACCUGGUGUUCGCGCGGCCCUGGCCCGGCCUCAUGCGCACGCUGUACGGCGACCACCAGCGCUACGAGCAGGUCUACUUCUCCAAGUUCCCGGGCUACUAUUGUACGGGUGACGGCGCCCGUCGCGACGAGGACGGCUUCCUGUGGGUGACGGGGCGCGUGGACGACAUGCUGAACGUGUCCGGCCACCUCAUGUCCACGGCCGAGGUGGAGGGCGUGCUGACCGAGGAACCUCGCGUUGCCGAGGCAGCCGUCGUGUCCCGUCCACACCCCAUCAAGGGGGAGGCCCUCUACUGCUUUAUAACCACCACUGACGGCGCUCACUUCGACCAAUCACUCGUCGACGCCUUGAAGAAGCUAGUCCGCGCUCGCAUCGGCGCUUUCGCCGUCCCUGAUACCAUCCAAUACGCUCCGGGUCUCCCUAAGACCAGGUCGGGUAAGAUCAUGCGCCGGAUACUCAGGAAGAUCGCACUCAAUGACACCGACAUUGGAGACACUUCCACCCUGGCUGACCCCGCCGUCGUCGAACAGCUGUUCAAGAAUCGUCCUUAAAAAACACACGUCCAAUAGCAACAGAGCACGUAAUAGUAACGUUUGCGAAAGCAAAGGUUAUGUAUAGUCAUUUUUAGUUACCUUUUAAAAGCAAAAAUAGGCGUAUUUAGGUGGUGCGGUGUUUUUGGCGCUUGUGUGAAUGAUAGCAUCGACAGAAUGGCACAAAUAGAUGCAAUACUCACCUGAGCUAUUCUAUAAGCUUACUGCUUCCAUGAAAUGUCGCCAUCUUGAAACCCUUCGUCGAAUUAGGAAUAUGACGAAAGCGUCUAGGCAGCUAUGGUGUCGGUGUAUGUUAGUUAUUGUAUUAGCUAAGAACAAAACAUAUAUUACAAUGUUAUUUAUUAGAUAUAGCUUGCACAGCAUGUUUUAAUGUAUGAAUCGCGUUCAUAACGUGUGUUGUUAUUUAUUUUAUAUUUUAUUUAUUUAAUUUAAAAUGUCUUUGAGACUUUAUGGGCUAAGUUUUAAGACUGGUGAAAUGUUAUUAGGGAUAUUCAGUUGCAAUAUUAUGACUGCAGAUAAUGCUGGUUACUACUCUGAAAUUUAAUUCAGGUCGUAUAGCUUUUUAUGUUUUAUCCUCAAUUGGAUUCAGCUUGCUUUUCAAACGAUAUUUUAUAUGGCUGCUAUAAUAUUGUCAAAUUAGUAACUAAAUGUACUUAUUCAUAAUACUACUUCUGACUCCGAUGUACUUACAAAGAAUAUGUAAGUAUAUUACGUUAAUGUAACCAAGUCAAAUCACAGGUUACAGGUGUUUGUUCACUAUUUUAUUUAUUGACAACGUGCUUUGCACUGACAUUUUGUUAAUUUAUGAAUAUACUUCACUAAUUACCCGCAAGUACAACGAUACUUAUACACAUGAGUGUAGAGUACAAUCACGAACUUAACUUUUAGAAAUAAUGUGUUACCUUCUUUAAAUCAUAAAAAAUGUCAUACUGCUUAUCUUCUGUCCAUAUACCCGCCUUGAUUAAACUCUAUCUUGCUCAAUAUCUAUAGUUUUUAAUGUUAUGACUAAUAACUUAAAGGAUGCAUGCAGGGUGGCUUUUGACGAAGUUUUAUUAGCGUACCUUUUACAUACUACUACCAGUAACUAUCGCCGCAAAAAAAUGCGAUGGCUCAAUAUCACUGUCAUUCAUUAACAACGAUUAAAUAAUUACUAACCUUUGUCUAUCAGUCAGUAGGUACCUAUUGUGAUUCUUACUUUGAUACGUAAAUUAAGUUACGUAUUAGUGAAUUUCAUAACUUACCUAAUCAUUAAUUGGUGACAACUUCCAUGAAAAUUGUGUUUGAGUGUACUUACAGAAACAUCUCUAUGUUGUGUGUGUAUUUAAUACAAUUGCACGCUAUAUAGCUUAUAAUAGGUAUAAUACGUACUUUAACGCACAUAAAUGUUUACAUAAUACGGAAUGGGCACUUUGACGAAUCGGCACAAUUUCAUCACUGAAUGAUUUAUUUGUAUGGUACCUAUGCACGAGGCCGAUUCGUGUAAUGUGUCUACCUAGAUACUCAACGCCAAAACUUCAGAAAGUAAAGAAGGGUCAAUGAACACUACAUAGGCAUCACACUUAAAUCGUUAAGUAUAACAUAAUUACCUAGAAGAAAACAAAUCUACUUACUUAAAUAUUGUAGAACUCGAAUAAGUAGAUAGUAUGCACAUUGUUUAUUAUGUUUAGUAAAUUGAAAAUCGGUCAAAAUUAUAUGGCUAACUAAAUAGUGAAAAAAAUAUGAAAAAUCUGCAACACUAUCUUGCUAUAAUGAAAUGUGAUAAAUUAUUAAAUUGUAAAACAACACGACGUUUCAGGUUUUGUUUGGUUCUUAAUUAGCAUUUUAUGUUAAACUUAUAAAAAAUACUCUUAAAUUUUAUGUUACAAAUGAGAAAGUAAAAUUUUACUAAAGUAAAAUAAAAUUAUUUAAUUACCAUUCUCAACUAUCAAUUGGACAAUUUGAAUAAUAUUUUGAUUAUGUUUUUAAAUAAUGCACUGUGAUUAUUAAUGGGUUAAAUAUACGUGUUGUCCCAAAUUGUUACAUUGAUGUUGUAGGUACUUAAGUAGUGAAAACUCAAAUAUAAUGAAAAAAUCGAAAGAUACCUAUGAAGAAAUGUGAUCUAUGAGAAAAUUAUAAUCAUUACUUAAUUGUGUAAGAAUAAACUUCAGUCUAUGACA